Molecule: messenger RNA, 2083 nt
Organism: Spinacia oleracea (spinach)
Lineage: Eukaryota; Viridiplantae; Streptophyta; Magnoliopsida; Caryophyllales; Amaranthaceae
Product: LEAF RUST 10 DISEASE-RESISTANCE proteinUS RECEPTOR-LIKE PROTEIN KINASE-like 1.2
Exons: 4
Coding region: 1-2007 (668 amino acids)
Biological process (GO): protein phosphorylation
Molecular function (GO): polysaccharide binding; ATP binding; protein kinase activity
Source: RefSeq, a predicted model, not a curated record
AUGCAUCUUCUAAAUCUCAUUAAAUCUAUUUUCUUCAUUAUCCUUUACAAUAAUGUUGAUCCUUCUUUUUCAUUACAACAUUAUCGUGGCUCACAAUAUGAAGCCUGCAUUUUUAACACCAGCACUACUUGUGGGAAAUCCAGUUUUAAAAUCUCUUAUCCUUUUUGGGGUAAUGGACGUCCUGAAUACUGUGGACAUCCAGGUUUUAAUCUUUCUUGUCACAGAAGUAAUCUCAAAAUCAAAAUCAUGUCUCGGAUGUACAAUGUACUCAGUAUCAAUUACAACACCAGCACAUUAAGGAUAGUAAGCGAAGGAUUUUCCCAAGGUGAAUGCCCUCAACCAGGGCACUUAUUGUAUAACACAACGUUGGAUUUGGACCUCUUCAACUACACUUCUAAUGUUAGAAAUGCUUCUUUGUACUAUGAUUGUCCUGAGUUAAAACAUCUUGGUGGUGCGCCUUUUAGCUUUGAUUGUAAAGGAAGUUACCUUAAUCGCCUUUCUUUCCUUGUGAUUACGGAUAGCUGGGAGCAUGAGCUUGGAGAUAUUUGUGGCAUCAAGCUAUACGUUCCUGUCUUUAGAAACGCGUAUGAAGACUUGGUUUUUCAUCCUUCAUCAAGAAUUGGGGAUGUUUUAAAGAGAGGGUUUGAGGUCAAAUGGGUGAUUGAUCAAGGUCAAUGCCAGGAUUGUUACAUCUCAGGUGGAUGUUGUGGAUACAAUAUGAGUUUGGGUCAAUCAAUUUGCUUUUGCCAAAGUGGAUCAUAUCCCACAGUCUGUCCUCAGCUAAUUGCUCAAACACCAAGUAAAGGCAUGAACCUGGAAGCUAAGGUUGGAAUAGGAGUUGGAGCAGCAGCUGGCUUACUCUUCAUCAUGAUCACAGUGUUUGUCUUUGUACGAAGUAAAAAAGAUUAUCAUUCUUCAUCACCCUUGCCCUCACAGAAGAUCCCUCCGUCAUUACCAACAAUCCUUGAAGAGAAAAGUUCGUAUUUUGGAGCUCAAUUGUUCUCUUAUAUGGAGCUUCAACAAGCCACAAACGGCUUUGACCCUUGUAAAGAACUUGGUAAAGGAGGCUUUGGGACUGUGUACCACGGAAUAUUGGAUGAUGGACGAGAAGUUGCAGUUAAGCGACUCUACGAGAAGCAGGACAAACAAGUUGUUCAAUUCAUGAACGAGCUUGAGAUCCUAACUCGGUUAGAUCAUAAGCAUUUGGUAAAGCUUUAUGGAUGUACCAUCCGUAGCAGCCCUGAACUGGUGCUUGUAUACGAAUAUGUCCCAAAUGGCACCCUUGCAGACCAUCUGCAUGGACACAAAGCGAAACUCAGAUCACUUCCAUGGCCUAUUAGGCUAAGGAUUGCAAUAGAAACCGCUAGUGCAUUAGUCUACCUACAUUCCUCUGAUAUUAUCCACCGUGAUGUCAAAACAAAGAACAUCUUGCUUGAUAUUAACUGCUCUGUCAAAGUAGCAGAUUUUGGGCUUUCGCGUCUCUUCCCCUUGGACGUGUCCCAUGUAUCAACCACACCACAAGGAAGCCCUGGUUAUGUUGAUCCAGAGUAUCAGCAAUGUUAUCAGUUGACAAAUAAAAGUGAUGUUUACAGUUUUGGAGUAGUUUUAGCCGAAAUUAUAUCAGGAAAGCCUGCAGUUGACAGAAACAGAAAUCGCCAAGAGAUUAAUUUGUCGCAUUUAGCUAUUAACAGGAUACUGAAACGUGAUUGGAGCGGAUUCAUUGAUCCGAAGCUAAAGGUUAAGAAGAAUUGCAAGGUGAGGGAGCAGGUAAUUGCCGUGGCAGACCUCAGUUUUAAAUGCCUGCAAGCUACCAGUGAAACAAGGCCUUGUAUGGAACAAGUGCUGCAAAGUUUGAAAAACAUUCAGGGUGAAGAAAGUGUCAAAGAUGUUGUAGUAUACGACGUCUCAAACAACGCUACUGCUGUUUUUAAUGGAAGUGAUUAUCCAAUUUCUUCUUUAAAUGGUAAUGAUAAUCAAGUUUGUGAAAAUAUUGACGAGUUUAUAUAGCUCAUGAAAGUAGUCAUGCUAAUGCACAAGUCUCUGUGCUUGUAAACGUGUCUUCUGAAAUUGUUUCAUUUUUUUU